AUGUUUAUAUACGGGAAGGAUAACAAGAAGAUACUGGGCGAAUCCUGGAGCUUCGAGGAUGGGCGUUAUUACCAACGACGACACAACGAGGCCCCCAGUCUCGUUUCCAGGAGCAACUGCCGGCAGUGGGGGGGUGGGGUGUGCGGGUACAGCGACGGCGGCCUACUGGUCGUCGCCCGAGCCGCCCGCCGUUCCCCUGCCCCGAGGGGCCCGGCCGGCCGCGGCGAGGGGAGAGGUCAGCAUGAGCCGGGGGUCCGGCGGGCCGGCGCAGGACGGGGGGCGGCGGCCGCGGUGAAGCUGCUGGUCACCCUGAGCUUCCUCCCGAGCGUCGUCGAGGCCCAGGUCACCGGAGUUCUGGAUGAUUGCUUGUGUGAUGUUGAUAGCAUUGAUAACUUCAACACCUUCAAAAUCUUCCCCAAAAUGAAAAAAUUGCAAGAGCGAGACUAUUUCCGUUAUUACAAGGUUAAUCUGAAGCGACCAUGUCCUUUCUGGGCAGAAGAUGGCCAUUGUUCAAUAAAAGACUGUCAUGUGGAACCCUGUCCAGAGAGUAAAAUUCCAGUCGGAAUUAAAGCUGGAAGUUCUAAUAAGUACCUGAAAGUGGCAAAUAAUACCAAAGAAUUAGAAGAUUGUGAGCAAGCAAAUAAACUCGGAGCAAUUAACAGCACAUUAAGUAAUCAAAGCAAAGAAGCUUUCAUUGACUGGGCAAGAUAUGAUGAUUCACAGGACCACUUUUGUGAACUUGAUGAUGAGAGAUCGCCAGCUGCUCAAUACGUAGAUCUAUUGCUGAACCCAGAGCGAUACACUGGUUAUAAGGGGUCCUCUGCAUGGAGAGUGUGGAACAGCAUCUAUGAAGAAAAUUGUUUCAAGCCUCGAUCUGUUUACCGCCCUUUAAAUCCUCUGGCACCCAGCCGAGGAGAAGGUGAUGGAGAAUCAUUCUACACAUGGCUAGAAGGUUUGUGUCUGGAGAAAAGAGUCUUCUAUAAGCUUAUAUCAGGACUUCAUGCUAGUAUCAAUUUACAUCUGUGUGCAAAUUAUCUUUUGGAAGAAACCUGGGGUAAACCUAGUUGGGGACCUAAUAUCAAAGAAUUUAAACGCCGCUUUGACCCUGUGGAAACCAAGGGAGAAGGUCCAAGAAGGCUAAAAAAUCUGUACUUUUUAUACUUAAUUGAACUUCGAGCUCUAUCAAAGGUGGCUCCAUAUUUUGAGCGCUCAAUUGUUGAUCUGUACACUGGAAAUGUAGAAGAAGAUGCUGACACAAAAACCCUCCUACUGAAUAUCUUUCAAGAUACAAAGUCCUUCCCCAUGCACUUUGAUGAGAAAUCCAUGUUUGCCGGUGACAAAAAAGGGGCCAAAUCACUGAAGGAGGAAUUCCGGUUGCAUUUCAAGAAUAUCUCCCGUAUAAUGGACUGUGUUGGAUGUGACAAAUGCAGAUUAUGGGGAAAAUUACAGACUCAGGGUUUAGGAACUGCCCUGAAGAUACUAUUCUCUGAAAAAGAAAUCCAAAAGCUUCCAGAGAACAGCCCAUCUAAAGGCUUCCAACUUACUCGACAGGAAAUAGUUGCUCUUUUAAAUGCUUUUGGACGGCUUUCCACAAGUAUAAGAGAAUUACAGAAUUUUAAAGUCUUAUUACAACACAGUAGGUAAUAAAGGCUUUUUCUGUGUCCACUUAGAGACAUAAAGUGACUAUGUGAAUGAAGCCUAUUAAUCUUGGACAUUUCAGCAGGAGACUAAUCUUCAAAGACUUCAAGAAUAUUGAACUCUUUUAAAAAAAAGUGUAAAUGUCUAGAAUAUUUAUGAUUCAUAGUAGAUUAUCAAUUAGAGCUAUUUAUAAAUGAAGUAUAUGCUUUUAAAACA
Molecule: messenger RNA, 1854 nt
Organism: Talpa occidentalis (Iberian mole)
Lineage: Eukaryota; Metazoa; Chordata; Mammalia; Eulipotyphla; Talpidae
Gene: ERO1B
Product: endoplasmic reticulum oxidoreductase 1 beta
Exons: 18
Coding region: 1-1644 (547 amino acids)
Biological process (GO): protein folding in endoplasmic reticulum
Cellular component (GO): endoplasmic reticulum membrane; endoplasmic reticulum
Molecular function (GO): thiol oxidase activity; protein-disulfide reductase activity; FAD binding
Source: RefSeq, a predicted model, not a curated record